Molecule: messenger RNA, 1461 nt
Organism: Haemorhous mexicanus (house finch)
Lineage: Eukaryota; Metazoa; Chordata; Aves; Passeriformes; Fringillidae
Gene: IRF8
Product: interferon regulatory factor 8
Exons: 9
Coding region: 73-1353 (426 amino acids)
Biological process (GO): immune system process; regulation of transcription by RNA polymerase II
Cellular component (GO): nucleus
Molecular function (GO): RNA polymerase II cis-regulatory region sequence-specific DNA binding; DNA-binding transcription factor activity, RNA polymerase II-specific; protein binding
Source: RefSeq, a predicted model, not a curated record
CUCGGGGAAACCGCGGGCGCGGCACCAGGAGCGCGGCAACGGGAACGGCGCCGGGACCGGCCGGGGGACAGGAUGUGUGACAGGAACGGCGGGCGGCGCCUGCGGCAGUGGCUGAUCGAGCAGAUCGACAGCGAGCUCUACGCCGGGCUCAUCUGGGAGAACGAGGACAAGUCCAUGUUCCGCAUCCCCUGGAAGCACGCUGGCAAGCAGGACUACAACCAGGAGGUGGAUGCUUCUAUUUUCAAGGCCUGGGCUGUUUUCAAAGGCAAGUUCAAGGAGGGCGACAAAGCCGAGCCGGCCACGUGGAAGACGCGGCUCCGCUGCGCCCUGAACAAGAGCCCUGACUUUGAGGAGGUGACAGACAGGUCCCAGCUGGACAUCUCUGAGCCCUACAAGGUCUACAGGAUCGUGCCAGAGGAGGAGCAGAAGUGCAAGGCAGGGGUGGCCACCGGGAGCAGCCUGAACGAGGUCACCGACAUGGACUGCAGCUCCUCUGCCAUCGACGACCUCAUCAAAGAGCCCUCCUGUGUGGAUGAGUACCUGGGCAUCAUCAAGAGGAGCCCCUCACCCCCCCAGGAGACCUGCAGGAACCCCCCAAUACCCGACUGGUGGGUGCAGCAGCCCAGCCCUGCGUUGCCCCUGAUGAAUGGAUACUCCAGCUAUGAGCAGUAUCACUCAGGUUAUUCCCAGAUGGUGAUCAGCUUCUACUACAGCGGGAGGCUGGUGGGCCACGUCAGCACCUCGUGCUCUGAGGGCUGCAGGAUCUCCCUGGGGCAGCCCUCGGGCCACGGGGAGAAGCUCUACGCCCCCGAUGCCCUGGAGCACGUGCGGUUCCCCUCGGCCGACGCCAUCCAGAACGACCGCCAGAAGCAGAUCACCAGGAAGCUCUUUGGCCACCUGGAGAGGGGCGUCCUCCUGCACAGCAACAAGCAGGGCAUCUUCAUCAAGAGGCUGUGCCAGGGCAGGGUCUUCUGGAGUGGCAACACCAUGGCCUACAAGGACAGGCCCAACAAACUGGACCGGGAGGACGUGGUGAAGAUCUUUGACACCAACUUGUUCUUCCGAGAGCUGCAGCAGUACUACAACAACCAGGGUCGCUUCCCAGACAGCAGGGUGAUGCUGUGCUUCGGGGAGGAGUUCCCAGACGCCGUGCCCCUGAGGUGUAAACUCAUCCUUGUCCAGGUGGAGCAGCUGUACCUGAGGCAGGUGGUGGAUGAGGCUGGCAAGAGCUGCAGCUCCAGCCCCAUGCUGCCCGUGGCUGAGGAGCCCCAGCACGACCAGGGCUACCGGAUCUUCCAGGACAUCUGCACACCCCGGCCGCUCUUCCGAGAGAGCCAGCAGAUCGCCGUGUGAGCCUGUGCCCUCCCCCUGCUGGGCUGGCCUGCCCACUCCCAGACUGCUCCCACCUGUGCCUAAGGGUCUAAAAAAGUGACACUAAAAAGUGUCCUUUUUUUUCUUAUU